AUGCAUAAUGUUCAUAAAAUUCAGGAUUUAGCGACGGGAACCAAGGAUUUAGCCCCAUUCCGGCUAAAAAGCUCCAAGAGCCCCAAAGGAUUCAAGCUUCUGGGUCUGCAAGGGAAUCCCACUGGGCUUUGGGGCCCUGGUCCCACAUCCGUGAACGUGCCGCAUGUUGGCCGUACUUUAUUCACACUUCUCGGUGAGAGCCCCUUCCGCACCCCAGAAGACAAAGCCGUGAUCGCAGCAGCAAGCAGCACGGAGUGGGGCAGGGUGCAUCUGGAAAUCGGGGGUCGUGCGGAGAUGCUGCAGCAGCAUGCACACUCCCCAGAUCGGUGGGCAAUCGACCGCAGGAUGCGCGGAUCUACGGAUAUCCUACGCAGUACUUUGUAA
This is a messenger RNA of Penicillium bovifimosum, 384 nucleotides long. RefSeq lists its product as uncharacterized. The transcript has 2 exons. The record is from RefSeq and is a predicted model, not a curated record. The coding region runs from base 1 to 384 and encodes 127 amino acids. NCBI's taxonomy places the organism in Eukaryota, Fungi, Ascomycota, Eurotiomycetes, Eurotiales, Aspergillaceae.